This is a messenger RNA of Bombus impatiens (common eastern bumble bee), 727 nucleotides long. Its product is annotated as pyridoxine/pyridoxamine 5'-phosphate oxidase-like. The record is from RefSeq and is a predicted model, not a curated record. The transcript has 2 exons. Lineage: Eukaryota; Metazoa; Arthropoda; Insecta; Hymenoptera; Apidae. Bases 335 to 649 code for a protein of 104 amino acids.
AGUUCUGGAAGAAUUCAUACGCAAAAUAUGUUUGCGUAUAGAAUACAAAGAUAACGUUGUUUAUAUUUACUGCGGUGUUUAUAUUAGUAUGCAUCGAUCGUGCGUUUCGUAAUUAGGUCGCGGAUUUUUAUGCGUUUAUGGGAAAACGCAACCUAUUAGAAUAUUUAACUUAAAUUUGGAACACUUUUCCAAAAUAUACUUAACAUUGAAAGAAAUCUUUGCGCAGAUUCCAGUUUUUUAAUUACCUUUGUAAAACUGAGAAUUUGCAUAAAUAUUUGUAGAUUAUUUAUAAUGAGUGAUGCGAUUGCGUUUAUAGGUGAGAGUGGAAGGUGCCAUGAAGAGAUUAGAGAAAGAAAGUUUCAAGCAUCUAUACGACAGAGAGCCCUUGUUUUGCAAGAUACGAUCCCAUAUAUGCAAUCAAGGACGCGAUGUCAAUUGGGAAGAACUGAAGCAACGACACGAUGAAAUAUUAGACUCGGUUCGUAGAGGGGAGAAUGAUUUACCGAUGCCGGAUCAUUUCGUUGGAUAUAAACUCUUUCCGACGAUGAUGGAAUUUUAUUUCGGGGGGGAUUGUCUUAUAGCCGAUCGUAUUUUAUAUCAGAAAGGUGCAUCGAACGAUUCUUGGGAGAAUCAUCAUAUAGCUGCAUAAUACAUUAAAUCGACGACAGCCACGAUCUUUUUCUAUUUGUUUUGUAAUAAGAUUUUAAAACAAUUAUUUCAAACAUUA